Molecule: messenger RNA, 599 nt
Organism: Brassica napus (rape)
Lineage: Eukaryota; Viridiplantae; Streptophyta; Magnoliopsida; Brassicales; Brassicaceae
Exons: 3
Coding region: 16-498 (160 amino acids)
Source: RefSeq, a predicted model, not a curated record
AUUGAUUAAUUUUUCAUGUCAUUUUUAGUCUGUGGAAGUUGUAAAACCAACCAACAACUACACAACGAGCUGUAUGAUUCCGGUUCGGUAACUUUCCGGUUAACAGAAUUAUGUGACCCAAUUAAGUCACUCCUCUGGGUUUUAUUCCCUUUCGUUCGAGUUUCUCUCCAAGUCGAAUCGAGAAAAGGUGAUAACAUUAACAUCUCUUGUAAGAUGGGAGCUCAAGGCAAUGAGAAGCACCUCGAGGAGUGCACCGUCUCCAAUGCACUAGGGACAUGGGUGUUCUCAGUGCUAGGCGCAUUGGUUGCUAUCCCGGUUGGAAUAAAGCGCAAGUCUCUAGGUCCACUCGUGUUCUUCGGCACAACCGGAACCAUGCUCGACAUCAUCAUUGGCGUGACUCAGUGCGAGAGAGAACACGCGGAGCACCAAAAGAAGUUGCUCCAAGACUCUCAAAACGCCGAAACAAACAACAACGCAGACACCGAUUCCAUUUCCUAAAUUCCUCUUCUUACAGUUUCUUUUGCAGUAAGCAAGACUUUGUUGUCAGAUUUGUUAUGAUCAAAACUUGUUUCAGAACAAAGAAGAAAGCUUUUUGAUGA